AGAGGAGAAGGGGGGCGGUGAUGAGGGUGCUCAGAGCUCCGUUCCUGCAUCAGCGUCUCCUGGCCCCAUGUUCACAUCUGUUUCCUGCUCUGUUUGGACAUCCCUAGGUCUAGAUGGUCUCUUUAAUGUAAACAGAAAGCCUUCCUUGGGGGGAGGCUGUCCCCCUCCCUGCAAACACGCUUUUUAUGUACUUCCGCCUUCUCCUCCGAACCAGGAUGAAUGGCAGAAACAGCACGUGUGCUAAAUCGUAGAAUGGGGUGGGGAUCAGGUUCAAUCAGCCCACCGCCUCUUCUGCACCUGCUGAAGUGAGCAGGUUUACGGGACAGGCCGUGGGAGCCUGUCCGUCCUUGGAACUUUGUGCGCCAGUACUCAAGCGGCAGUCCGUGCAUGGGACACACCGCCAGUCGCCUCUGCUAGAAGAUUGAGCCCUUGACCCUAAGGCACCCUGGGGGCCACUUGUAGCUUCUGAGGCGCGAAGAGCAGUGUGGGAGGGGAAGUCAAAAAAGGGCUGUGCUUAGGGGAGCCCCAGGACCGAAAAUGAUCCCCUUUCACUGAGGUCACGUGAUGCAGGAAACCAGGAGACCAAGUCUCCACCCCAGCAACCAACAGAGAGAAAGGGUCCGCAGGUGCCCAUGCGCUUGUGUGGACACAGGCUGGGGGUGCCCCACGCGGGUGGCGGGUGCGCGGACGGCAGGGCGGGCUCAGCCUGUCUGAACUUUUUUCUUUUGCCUCCACCUCCCUCUCAGUUUCCUCUUCGGCUUUGGACUCCACAGCGAGACUUGGGUAGCCCGCACAAAUGAGGAGAAGGAGAGGUGGCUGCGGCUGCGGGCGGGAUUCUCCUGCCUGGAAGCCAUGGUUCUGUGUGUACCCUUGCGUUCCAACAGAUCCCUCUCCCACACACCCAGAGUAAAUCCCCGCCUGCUUCGACCUUCCCCCUGGGGUGGGGGACGGCAGUGGGACUCUCUGUCCCAUUCAAAUCCUUGUUCUUCCUUAUCUCAAAUCUCAACCCUUUGAGUUAAGAAACCGGAUAAGAUCUGGUCCGCUGCCUUUUAAGAUUACCUUCAUCUCGGAUAGUAGUCAAUUUCUAACAUGUUUGCCAUAGGCUUCUGGGGUCGUAUUUCUCCACACUUACAUGGAUCGCUUCUCCCUCCUGGAGAUUUAUAUGAAUUAAAUGUUUUGGAAGAGCCCCGACUUACGCUGACUGAGGAGGUAUGAGUUCUAGUGUCUCACAAGGAGCAUGGUCCAGCAACAGUCUGCUGGGAUCUGGAAGGAGAUUGGAAGUCCUGGUGGCCUCGUGGCCUUAGAGCCCCCCGAGUAGGGCAGGGUGAGGUGGGCAGCAGAGAGCCCGAUGCGGGCCUCGAUCCCAGAACCCUGGGAUCAUGCUUAACCAACUGAGCCACCCAGGGGCCCCUAUAACCUGCCAAGUAUUUUUUUAACACACGGCUCUUCUCCAUUAACGUGUCAUGAUGGAUUAAUCUGUGAGAUAAUCAGCUCCCCAGAGCCGGCCACCUAAGUCGACAGAACACAGGAAACAUGUUCUGAAAUGGAGAGAAUGAAUCUGAAACAAUUUCGUGUUUGGCUCCCAUUCCCGAGGGCAAGGCCCCCAAAGGGAAUGACAGGGCAAGGGGACAGCGAGGAGGAUCUCAGGAAGAACAGCAUAGGAUGAAGUUCCUGGUCCCCGGACACUGUUAUGAAAUGUUAUGGAGCGCGAGGGAAGGAAGUCACAUUUCUUAAGCAGCAAAUGCCAAUUAAUGCUUCAUUUAUUCCAUUAAAUCUUCACAUUGCCUCUGUGAGGCUGGUGUUAGGAGCUCUGCCUUUAAGGAUGGAUGGGUUAAUACAGAGGGGUGUGGUCAGCUACCUGAGGUCACAGAGGACAGAAAUGGUUCCAGCCCAAACCCACCCAGCUCUGUCCCACCAGCUCGAUUGGUUUCCCAGUGUUACUGGGGGCCACAAUCACCUAAGGAGCUUGGAAACCAUGUGGAUUCCAGGCCUCCACACCAGCGAGCCGGAUCUCUGGGGCCCAGGAGUCUACAUUCUAGAACUAGCCCAGGUGCCUCUCCCCAGCUGGUCCACAGGGCCAAGUUUGGGAAGGACUGCAGCUUCCUCUGGGACACCCAGGGUGGUUAAUAGACGGGUCUCUUCAGCAAGGAAAGCCUGGGUUCCCCCAGGUGUGCUCAGUUUCUCUUUCUCCUUCCACGUAUAACUCUCGGCGCUCUUACCCCACUGCCAGCGAGUGGAGCUGCGCUUAAAUCGCAACACCCCCGCCCCCGCACUGGAUUUGGAGGGAUAUACUUUAUUUACAUGGCGUUGGCUGCUCUGUUUGAGGCUAAAAUGUGAAGACAACUUGGACAAGAACACUGACAUAUUUGGGUAGAGAUGGACAAGAGAUCACAAGUAGGCAGAGAGGCAGGCAAAGAAAGAGGAGGAAGCAGGCUCCCUGCUGAGCAGAGAGCUCGAUGCAAGGCUCGAUCCCAGGACCCUGGGAUCAUGACCUGAGCUGAAGGCAGAGGCUUUAACCCACUGAGCCACCCAGGCGCCCCUUGAACAGUACUGAGAUGAGGAGGCCGGGAGACCGCGUCACUGAGAAUGUCUCCUUUCCUUUGUUCCCAUCCAAGCUGACUUUCGGCUCCGUGCACGUUGCCUUGGGGGACAUGUGCAGGAGGCGCUCUGAGAGCCCCGAAUCCAGGAAUCCAGUUCGCUCAUCAGACCGAAUCAGGAAAUUAACACUUCCUGCCUCGUGAAUGCUCGCGAGCUUGCAGCCACCUGUUCCCUCAUUCGCUGGAUGUUUACUGAGCUGCUACCGCGGGCCAGUUUUGAAAUUUUAAAGCACAGUCAAGAAAUGAUUUGGCAACAGUUAAGAAAUCACAAGUUCCCUUCUUCCCACAUAAACUUCUGCAAACUGCAUGCCGGGUUCUGCUGGUGGUAAAGCCGCCGAGUUCAGGAAGUUGGCCAGUUUCUUUGCUCUGAGCACACCGAGUAACAGAGGGGAGCCCUCCCUGGUGCUGCAGGUGACCGAUGAGAAAUUAGGACGACAGAGCCUGGAAAACAUGACCCUCCCAUCUUUGUUUCUGACCUGCCUUUUCCUGCUCAUCUCUGAUUCCUACGAGUUCUUCAAUAAAGCAAAUUAUUCUAGAAGCUAUCCUUGUGAUGAGAAAAGACAAAAUGGCUCUGUGAUUGCAGAAUGCAACGGCCGUCGACUGAGAGAAGUUCCCCAAACCGUGGGCAAGUAUGUGACAGCACUAGACCUCUCUGAUAAUUACAUUACACACAUAACAAAUGAAUCAUUUCAAGGGCUGCAGAAUCUUACUAAAAUAAAUCUAAACCACAAUAGCAAUCCGCAGCACCUGAAUGAAAACCCUGAUAUAAACAAAAAAGGCAUGAAUAUCACAGAUGGGGCGUUCCUCAACCUACAAAACUUAAAGCAAUUACUGCUUGAAGACAACCAGUUAUACCAAGUACCUGGUGGCUUGCCAGGGUCUUUGAAGGAACUUAGUCUCAUUAAAAACAACAUAAUUUCGGUAACUAAAAAGAACACUUCUGGCCUUACCAAUCUGGAAAGGCUCUACUUGAGCUGGAACUGCUAUUUUGGCAAUAAUUGUGUUAAUAAAACUUUUCACAUAGAAAACGGAACAUUUGAAAGUCUUACGAAUUUGCAGGUGCUGUCCCUGUCUUUUAAUAAGCUUAUCUGUGUGCCACCUAAGCUGCCAGACUCCCUAAGAGAACUUUAUCUCAGCAAUGCCAAGAUUAAAAGCAUCAAGCAGGAAGAUUUCAAGGGACUGAGACAUUUAAGAGUCCUAGAUUUAAGUGGGAACUGCCCGAGGUGUUUCAACGCCCCAUUUCCCUGUACACCUUGUAAAGGAGGCUCUUCAAUUCAGAUCCAUCCUCUUGCUUUUCAAAACCUGACGGAACUUCGCUACCUAAACCUCUCUAGCACUUCUCUCCGGAAGAUUCCCGUAACGUGGUUUGAGAAUAUGCCCAGGCUGAAGGUUCUGCAUUUGGAAUUCAAUUACUUAGUGGAUGAAAUAGCCUCUGGGGAAUUUUUAAUGAAACUGCCCUCCUUGGAAAUACUUGACUUAUCUUUUAACUACAAAAUGGCAAAAUAUCCAAAAUAUAUUAAUAUUUCCCAAAACUUCUCUAAUCUUAAGCUGCUCCAGGCGCUGCACUUAAGAGGUUACGUGUUCCAGGAACUUACAGCAAAAAACUUCCAUCCCCUGAAGGGUCUCCCACAUCUAAGGACUAUCAACUUGGGCAUCAACUUUAUUAAGCAAAUUAAUUUUACCCUCUUCCAAGAUUUCCCCAAUCUGACGAUCAUUUACUUGUCAGAAAACCGAAUAUCACCCUUGGUAAAUGAUAUCCAGCAAAAUGACGAAAAUGGUUACUCCUCUCCAAGUCAUGUGCUUAAGCCACGCUCAGCAGAUUUUGAGUUUGACCCACAUUCAAAUUUUUAUCAUAAUACCCAUCCUUUAAUAAAGCCGCAAUGCACAGCUUAUGGCAAAGCCUUAGAUUUAAGUCUGAACAGUAUUUUCUUCAUCGGGCGAGAGCAAUUUGAAGCUUUUCAUGACAUUGCCUGCUUAAAUCUGUCUUCAAAUGGCAAUGGUCAAGUGUUAAAUGGAACUGAAUUUUCAGCUGUGCCGCAUAUCAAAUAUUUGGAUCUGACCAACAAUAGAUUAGACUUUGACGAUGACAAUGCUCUCAGUGAUCUACCCGAGUUAGAAGUUCUAGAUCUCAGCUACAAUGCACACUACUUCCGAAUAGCAGGGGUGACGCAUCGCCUGGGAUUUAUUCAAAAUUUAACACAACUGAAAGUUUUAAACUUGAGCCACAAUGGCAUUUAUACUUUAACAGAGCAAGACCUGAGAAGCAUGUCCCUAGAAGAAUUAAUUUUCAGAGGAAACCACCUUGACAUUUUGUGGAAUGCUGAAGGUGACAAGUACUGGAAAAUUUUUACAAGUCUCAGGAACCUGACACGGCUCGAUUUGUCCUUGAAUAACCUUCAUCUUAUCCCAAACGAAGCUUUUUUGAACUUGCCCCAGAGUCUCACCCAACUAUACAUAAAUAAUAACAUGUUAAAUUUCUUUAACUGGACUUUACUCCAACACUUUCCACAUCUCCACUUGCUGGACUUGAGUGGAAACAGGCUAUCCUCUUUAACUAACAGCCUCUCCAAAUUCACGCCUUCCCUGAGGACGCUGCUACUACGUCGAAACAGGAUUUCACACCUGCCCUCCAACUUUCUUUCCGAAGCCAGCGGUCUGAUCCACCUCGAUUUGAGUUCCAACCUGCUGAAGAUGAUCAACAAGUCCACGCUUCAAACGAAGACCAACACCAGUUUAACCAUUUUGAAACUAGAUAGAAACCCUUUUGACUGUACCUGUGACAUUGGAGAUUUUCGAAGAUGGAUGGACGAAAAUCUGGAUGUCACCAUCCCUCGGCUGACGGACGUGAUCUGCUCUAGUCCUGGGGAUCAGAAAGGGAAGAGCAUCAUGAGUCUGGAGCUAACAACCUGUAUUUCAGAUACCAUCGCGGCAGUGCUGUGUUUCUUCACGUCCUUAAUCACCAUCACCGUGAUGUUGGCUGCCUUGGGUCACCACUGGUUUUACUGGGAUGUUUGGUUUAUCUACCACGUGUGUCUAGCUAAGGUAAAAGGCUACAGGUCUCUUUCCACGUCCCAAACUUUCUAUGAUGCCUAUGUUUCUUACGACACCAAAGAUGCGUCGGUUACGGACUGGGUGAUAAAUGAACUGCGUUUCCACCUAGAGGAGAGCGAAGGGAAAAAUGUGCUCCUGUGUUUAGAGGAGAGGGAUUGGGACCCUGGAUUAGCCAUCAUUGAUAACCUCAUGCAGAGCAUAAACCAAAGCAAGAAAACUAUAUUCGUCUUAACCAAAGAAUAUGCUCAAAACUGGAACUUCAAAACAGCAUUCUACUUAGCCUUGCAGCGGCUCAUGGAAGAGAACAUGGAUGUGAUCGUAUUUAUUCUGCUGGAGCCCGUGUUACAGCAUUCUCAGUAUUUGAGGCUGCGGCAGAGGAUCUGCAAGAGCUCCAUCCUUCAAUGGCCCGACAACCCCAAGGCGGAAGGCUUAUUUUGGCAAAGUCUGAAAAACGUAGUCUUAACAGAAAACAAUUCCCGUUAUAACAAUUUGUAUGUUGAUUCCAUUAAACAGUACUAACGGAUGUUAAGCCACGGCUCACCAGCAUAAUAAAAAUGCAAAGCAAUUA
Messenger RNA from Mustela lutreola (European mink), 6216 nucleotides. RefSeq names its product toll like receptor 8 (gene TLR8). Gene Ontology annotation, biological process: positive regulation of interleukin-6 production; canonical NF-kappaB signal transduction; toll-like receptor signaling pathway. Gene Ontology annotation, molecular function: pattern recognition receptor activity; protein binding. The coding region runs from base 2904 to 6167 and encodes 1087 amino acids. Lineage: Eukaryota; Metazoa; Chordata; Mammalia; Carnivora; Mustelidae. The transcript is spliced from 6 exons. Gene Ontology annotation, cellular component: plasma membrane. The record is from RefSeq and is a predicted model, not a curated record.